GGCCGGAAGUGCUGGAUUUUAGCGACUUUGGGUGUGGAAGGGUGGUGUUAGCGGCAGGUAGGGCUGCGAGGAGGGACACCGAAGCGCUCAGAUUUUCACGAUUGUGCAGGGAUCUAACCACCACCAUGUCGAGCAAAAGGGCAAAGACCAAGACCACCAAGAAGCGCCCCCAGCGCGCAACGUCCAAUGUGUUUGCCAUGUUUGAUCAAUCACAGAUUCAGGAGUUUAAAGAGGCCUUCAACAUGAUUGAUCAGAACAGAGAUGGUUUCAUUGACAAGGAAGAUUUACAUGAUAUGCUUGCCUCACUUGGGAAAAAUCCAACUGAUGAGUAUCUAGACGCCAUGAUGAAUGAGGCUCCAGGUCCCAUAAAUUUCACCAUGUUCCUCACAAUGUUUGGUGAGAAAUUAAAUGGCACAGAUCCAGAGGACGUCAUCAGAAAUGCUUUUGCUUGCUUUGAUGAAGAAGCAACUGGCACCAUUCAGGAAGACUACCUGAGAGAGCUGCUGACAACAAUGGGAGAUCGGUUUACAGACGAGGAAGUGGAUGAGCUGUACAGAGAGGCACCUAUUGACAAAAAGGGAAAUUUCAAUUACAUUGAGUUCACACGCAUCCUUAAACAUGGAGCAAAAGACAAAGAUGACUGAAAGAACACCAUAUUCCGGCCAAAUGUUCCUUGUUACCAUUUUGGGUAUUUCUGAGACUUUCUCUUAAAGCCUAUAGUAUGCCUUAGCUUUACAGUUCUAGCCUUUCUUGUGGUAUUUAUUCUCAGCCAUUUUGGGCACAUGCAUCUCUGUAAUCAGACUGGAAAUGGGACUUUUUGUCAUUUUCAGAAUAGAAAAAAGGGUAAUUUAACUUACUGGCUCCCCUUAUAACUAUAGUCUACACAGAGUCAAUAUAUUUUUUCAGAGAAAGUUAUUCACUCAAUUUUUUUCUGAACCAUAAUUAAACUUUUAUGAUAAAAACUUA
Messenger RNA from Artibeus jamaicensis (Jamaican fruit-eating bat), 966 nucleotides. Its product is annotated as myosin regulatory light polypeptide 9. Gene Ontology annotation, molecular function: calcium ion binding. The record is from RefSeq and is a predicted model, not a curated record. Gene Ontology annotation, biological process: platelet aggregation. NCBI's taxonomy places the organism in Eukaryota, Metazoa, Chordata, Mammalia, Chiroptera, Phyllostomidae. Gene Ontology annotation, cellular component: cytoplasm. The coding region runs from base 126 to 644 and encodes 172 amino acids. The transcript is spliced from 4 exons.